Chanos chanos (milkfish) is the source of this 4092-nucleotide messenger RNA. RefSeq names its product glutamine--fructose-6-phosphate transaminase 1 (gene gfpt1). The record is from RefSeq and is a predicted model, not a curated record. The coding region runs from base 24 to 2069 and encodes 681 amino acids. The transcript has 19 exons. Lineage: Eukaryota; Metazoa; Chordata; Actinopteri; Gonorynchiformes; Chanidae. Gene Ontology annotation, biological process: UDP-N-acetylglucosamine metabolic process; fructose 6-phosphate metabolic process; carbohydrate derivative biosynthetic process. Gene Ontology annotation, molecular function: carbohydrate derivative binding; L-glutamine:D-fructose-6-phosphate transaminase (isomerizing) activity.
UAGUUGGAAGAAGUGCCGUAGACAUGUGUGGAAUCUUUGCGUACCUGAACUACCACGUGCCCAGGACUCGGCGUGAUAUCCUGGAGAUCCUUCUGAAGGGUCUGCGGCGUCUGGAGUACCGGGGCUAUGACUCGGCAGGAGUGGGCAUCGAUGGAGGGAACAGUAAAGAUACGGAGACCAAUUCUAAAUCCAUCCAGCUGAUCAAACAGAAGGGCAAAGUCAAGGCUCUGGAUGAGGAGAUUCACAAGCAGCAGGAUAUUGAUCUGGACGUGGAGUUUGAUGUUCAUCUCGGUAUCGCUCACACACGCUGGGCAACCCACGGAGAACCCAGCCCUGUCAACAGUCAUCCACAGAGAUCAGACAAGAACAAUGAAUUCAUCGUCAUCCACAACGGUAUCAUCACCAACUACAAAGACCUGAGGAAGUUCCUGGAGAGUAAAGGAUAUGACUUUGAGUCGGAGACUGACACCGAGGCCAUCGCCAAACUGGUCAAAUACAUGUACGACAACCGGGAGAGUGAUGACAUCAGCUUCGCCACGCUCGUGGAACGGGUCACUCAGCAGCUGGAAGGAGCCUUUGCCCUGGUCUUUAAAAGCAUCCAUUACCCCGGGGAGGCUGUGGGCACAAGGAGGGGAGGACCAUUGUUAAUCGGUGUGAGGAGUGACCAUAAACUGUCCACAGAUCACAUUCCUGUCCUCUAUCGCUCCACUGGUAAAGAGAAGAAGAGCUGUACUCUGCCCAGGAUGGAUCAGGACACCUGUCUGUUCCCUGUGGAAGAGAAGGCUGUAGAGUACUACUUCGCCUCAGACGCCAGUGCUGUGAUCGAGCACACAAACCGGGUUAUCUUCCUCGAGGAUGACGACGUUGCCGCAGUGAUGGACGGGCGUCUGUCCAUCCACAGGAUCACUCGCACGGCGGGCGACCACCCCGCGCGGGCGAUUCAGACCCUGCAGAUGGAGCUGCAGCAGAUAAUGAAAGGUAACUACAGCUCUUUCAUGCAGAAGGAGAUCUUUGAGCAGCCUGAGUCUGUGGUCAACACGAUGAGGGGGAGGGUCAACUUUGAUGACAACACAGUGACGCUUGGAGGACUCAAAGAUCACAUCAAAGAGAUCCAGAGAUGUCGUCGGCUGAUUCUCAUCGCCUGUGGGACCAGUUAUCACGCCGGGGUGGCAACACGGCAGGUUCUGGAGGAGCUGACUGAACUUCCUGUCAUGGUGGAGCUGGCCAGUGACUUCCUGGACAGGAACACGCCUGUGUUCCGUGAUGAUGUCUGCUUCUUCAUCAGCCAAUCAGGCGAAACGGCGGACAGCCUCAUGGCUUUGCGGUACUGUAAGGAGAGAGGGGCCCUGACAGUGGGGAUCACUAACACAGUGGGCAGUUCCAUCUCCCGCGAAACAGAUUGUGGCGUCCAUAUCAAUGCCGGACCAGAAAUCGGAGUGGCCAGCACCAAAGCCUACACCAGUCAGUUUGUGGCUCUGAUCAUGUUUGCUCUGCUAAUGUGUGCUGACAGAAUCUCCAUGCAACCACGAAGAAGAGAGAUUAUCCAAGGCCUCAGAGUACUCCCAGACCUCAUAAAGGAGGUCUUGAGUCUGGAUGAAGAGAUCCAGAAACUGGCGACAGAGUUGUACCAACAGAAGAGUGUUCUCAUCAUGGGCCGUGGUUAUCACUACGCCACCUGCCUAGAGGGAGCACUGAAAAUCAAAGAGAUUACGUACAUGCACUCUGAGGGGAUUCUGGCCGGGGAGCUGAAACACGGCCCUCUGGCUCUGGUGGACAAACUCAUGCCUGUCAUCAUGAUCAUAAUGAGAGAUCACACCUACACUAAAUGCCAAAAUGCCCUGCAGCAGGUGGUCGCCCGACAGGGCCGCCCGAUCGUGAUCUGCGAUAAGGACGACCAUGAGACCAUAAAGAGCUCGAGCAGGGUUAUAAAGGUGCCUCACUGUGUGGACUGUCUGCAGGGCAUCCUCUCUGUAAUCCCACUACAGCUGCUCUCCUUCCACCUGGCCGUGCUCAGAGGAUACGACGUUGACUGUCCAAGAAACUUGGCCAAGUCUGUGACAGUGGAGUGAACCCCCGCUCUCACCUGAAAAGCAUGACCUUUGACCUUUCCCACACAUGCAUCGCUGUGCUGGAACAGCUGUGCACUUUAACACAAACAAAAAAACCCCCAAUAAUCCAGAUUAGAAGACAAAUCAAUACUUUCCUAUUUUAUACAGGUUUUUGUUUUGGUCUUUAUGGCCUUUUUUAAUGCAACCCUUUUACUUCCAUACCAAGAGCAUAAAGUGUCUGUCUCUCUCUCUCUUUCUCUGUCUGUCUCUUUCUCUGUCUGUCUCUCUCUCUCUCUCUCUCUCUUUCUGUAAGCAGGAAUCUCAAGGUGUCACAUCAUUGCUCUUAAUUGUUGUAUGUCCUUCUGUAUGGCGGCGUGGUAUUAGUCAGCAGUGACACGGCAUGGCUGCUCUUUUACUGGGUCAACUGGAUAUUGUAGGGCUUUUUGUCUUUUUUUAUUUUUUUUUCCACUGGUCACUUGGUCCCUGACCACUCUGCCCGGUUGGCAGGUAUAGAAUGUACACAUGUAAUUGUGAAGCCAAAGUUCCCAGUGUGCCAGAUUGUCAUAAUCAACAUACAUAUUAGUCUCAAAACCAGGUUUUCCCAUGAGGCUUAGCAGCCUGACAGACCUGUGUGUGGCGGUAGGUUAGGUCAGAAGCCGCUCUCAUCAGCUGUGUUACCGUGGAGCAGUAGGGACGAGGGGGAAGGAUUUCGGGGGCGCGCUUGAACCUGAUCUGGCACACCUUGAUGACAUGGCGCCAGCGCAUUUUGUUUUAAUGUGAUACCAGACGUUCAGACGUGUAAGGCAAAGCCUAACUGGGAAACAGUGAAACCAGUAGAAGCGUCUUCCUCACUGCUCCAUACUUACAAUGAUUUGUGAGCUGGAAGAAUUUAUAUGUCUGGCAGCUAGAACAUAUUUCGAUGCCAAUUUUAAUGUGAAAUGUCCUUUGUUCUAGUGAAGUAGAUGAGUAAUGUGUCUAUAUGCAUUCCUGGGUGUAGAGGUCAGACACCAGGGCAGUUAGUGACUGCGAGAAGUGACGAGUCUGCAUACACCACAAAACUGUUACACUUACAUAUACUCAUACUGCACACCCAUGCACCUCAACCAUGCACGUUUAAUAACACUGUGUAAUCUCUCUGUUGUAAAUAUGUCUUUAUAGUGUAAGGUACUACAGUUUUUCAAAAGAGCAAUUCAACUGGAUGGAGGAAUAUCCAGAGAGGGUUUUGAUUGGCUAGCUGACAGAGUCUGAAGAUUGAUGGCUUGAUGGGUUGCAUGAAGUGAAGAAAUGAGUAACUGCAUCUGUAAAUGAAGUAAACGAUCCUCCGCUAGGAUGAUGUCUGUGGUUCGGGGAAUUACGUUGCCCUCCCCAGCGGCAUACGCCCACUCAGACAUCCCAAAGUGCUGACUCAGAUCGAGCUGAUUAUGCUGACAGACAAGUCAAACAUCCUUAACCAAAACUUGACCUUUUUUUUUUUCUUUUUUCUUGGAAGUAUUCUUGCCUGUGUCAUAAUCUCAUGUUUCCUAUAGAGUAAAAGGUUUUGCUUAAUCAAUACGCUUUACCCAAUCAAAGCUGAUACGGCCAAGUCCACCUAGAGAAGAUUGUCUGUUACAUUGCACUAAUAAUAAAGCUAGACCUGAGAUCUUAUGGUUUUCACGAGAACUGGGAAUGUGUGGUGUGUCUGAUGGUGUCCUGAUGAUUAUGUUUGAUAUCUGUAAAAAAUUAUUCUGCUGAUGUGUAGGGAAACUGAGAUUGUGUGUUGUAUUUGAUUGCCUGAUUUUCUCUUUGUCUUCGCUCUGAUUUUCUUUCAUAAUCUUCACACUCACACUUUGUUACUUUGGAGACUUGAAGGUUAGUCUCUGGUUUACAUUAGAUCUGCCAACAGACACAAGUUAGGGAAACCCAAACAGAAAUGAAGUAAAUUUUGUUACUACGCCGACCCAGAGAUGGGUGAUACCAUGCCGCCAUCAUCCUUAACGAUUGUGCACAUGGGACCACACGCUUUAUAUUCACUCUAUAUUUUUCUGUUUGUCAUUAGGUAUAGAGG